CAGCUCCACCGCUGUGCAGCCAUGGAGAACAGCAGCAGCAGCAGCAGCAGCUCUUAUUUUCACCUCGCCCUUUUCACAGACAUGGGCAGCGUGAGAUUCCUUUACUUCAGCCUGUGUCUCCUCGUCUACAUGAUCAUCAACUGCGCCAAUGUCGUCAUUAUCCUGACAGUGUGACGCUCCCUCCACCGGCCCAUGUACGUUUUCAUCUGCUGCCUGUCCUUCAACUCCCUGCGCGGCUCUGCCGGCUUCUUCCCCAGGUUUCUGUCCGACCUUAUGUCCGACGCCCACUUCAUAUCCCGCUCCGCGUGCUUCGUCCAGGUGUUCGUGUUGUACAUGUACGCCACCUGUGAGAUGGCCAUCCUCAGCAUCAUGGCCUACGACAGGCUCGUAGCCAUUUGCCAGCCUUAGCUCUACCGGAGCA
Poecilia latipinna (sailfin molly) is the source of this 421-nucleotide messenger RNA. Its product is annotated as olfactory receptor 4E1-like. Gene Ontology annotation, molecular function: olfactory receptor activity; odorant binding. The transcript has a single exon. Gene Ontology annotation, cellular component: membrane. Lineage: Eukaryota; Metazoa; Chordata; Actinopteri; Cyprinodontiformes; Poeciliidae. Gene Ontology annotation, biological process: detection of chemical stimulus involved in sensory perception of smell; G protein-coupled receptor signaling pathway. The record is from RefSeq and is a predicted model, not a curated record.